AUGGUGUUGAUCAAGCUUGACCCCCAGGCCGAAAUGAAAGGUACCGACGGAGCCCAGGCAGUCGGCAGCUCGGCUGUGUUGCACAGACACCUUUCCGAAGACUUCCUCGUCCUUUCCAAAAGCGAAGGCAACUAUCUAAUCCUCGAAGAUGGUCGGCGUGUGUUCGAUGCCUCCGGAGGCGCCGCAGUCAGCUGUAUAGGCUAUCGGAACAAGAGAGUGGCCGAUGCUGCUUAUCGGCAGAUCCUUGAUGCCCCGUACUGCAGUACCGUCUUCUACACCACCAAAGUACAGGAAGAGCUCUGUCGCUUCUUGGUCGAUUCGACAGGAGGACAGAUGGCGCGGGCCUACAUCGUCAACUCAGGGAAGUUCUUUCGCCACGUUGUAUCCUCUUGCUCCUAA
Podospora bellae-mahoneyi is the source of this 399-nucleotide messenger RNA. RefSeq lists its product as uncharacterized. Gene Ontology annotation, molecular function: transaminase activity; pyridoxal phosphate binding. The coding region runs from base 1 to 399 and encodes 132 amino acids. Gene Ontology annotation, cellular component: cytosol. The record is from RefSeq and is a predicted model, not a curated record. The transcript has a single exon. Lineage: Eukaryota; Fungi; Ascomycota; Sordariomycetes; Sordariales; Podosporaceae.